Molecule: messenger RNA, 207 nt
Organism: Suillus subalutaceus
Lineage: Eukaryota; Fungi; Basidiomycota; Agaricomycetes; Boletales; Suillaceae
Exons: 1
Source: RefSeq, a predicted model, not a curated record
GGCAUCGAGCUUGUAGGUAGGACAGAGGGUGCUAUCACUAACCCAAGGGAGAUUACCUCAAGUGUUGCUCUCAGGCACUUGCACAAUGCUCUCAAAGAUGGUUUAUGUUACUGGCACAAACUGACAGAUGAAAAACUUGCUGCAAGAAAGGAGGUGCAUGAGCAAUGUGUUAUUUUGGGGGAGGAGAAAAUUAGAGCAACUCCAUAG